UUACCACGUCACGCAGUUGUCUUGUCUGUCACAUUGCGAUAUUUUUGUGGCUCUUUUACGUUUAGGGUGUGUGCAUUCUUUAUGUGUUGUGCUACUUAUGUGGAAAAUUAGGUGAUAUUCUUCCUUUUCCCGGAUAGUGAUCCUAAACCGCCAAGAUGCCGAAAUCGAUCCUUGGUUACUUAAGCAACGCACUUGACAUAGGCGGCAGUGACAAUGUCUUGAUGAACGUCCGCGUGACGACGAUGGACGCGGAGCUGGAGUUCGCGAUCCAGCAGACGACGACCGGCAAGCAGCUGUUCGACCAGGUGGUCAAGACCAUCGGCCUCCGCGAGGUCUGGUUCUUUGGCCUACAGUACACCGACUCCAAGGGAGAUCUCACCUGGAUCAAGCUGUAUAAGAAGGUGAUGCAACAAGACGUAAAGAAGGAGAAUCCGCUGCAGUUCAAGUUCCGAGCCAAAUUCUACCCGGAAGAUGUCGCUGAUGAGCUCAUCCAGGAGAUCACGCUCAAGCUCUUCUACCUACAGGUGAAGAACGCGAUCCUGUCAGACGAGAUCUACUGCCCUCCCGAGACGUCCGUCCUGCUCGCAUCAUACGCUGUGCAAGCGAGACACGGCGACCACAACCCCGGCCUGCACGGGCCAGGGUUCCUCGCCAACGACCGCCUGCUGCCGCAGCGAGUCACCGACCAGCACAAGAUGUCCCGCGACGAAUGGGAACAGAGCAUAACCAACUGGUGGCAAGAGCACCGUGGCAUGCUCCGCGAGGACGCCAUGAUGGAAUACCUGAAGAUCGCACAGGACCUCGAGAUGUAUGGAGUGAAUUACUUCGAGAUCAGGAAUAAGAAGACCACGGAACUGUGGCUCGGGGUUGACGCUCUCGGGCUUAAUAUCUAUGAGAAGGAUGACAAACUGACCCCAAAGAUCGGUUUCCCCUGGUCCGAAAUCCGCAACAUCUCCUUCAACGACCGCAAGUUCAUCAUCAAGCCCAUAGACAAGAAGGCUCCCGACUUCGUCUUCUUCGCGCCCCGCGUUCGCGUCAACAAACGCAUCCUCGCACUCUGUAUGGGCAACCACGAGUUGUAUAUGCGCAGGCGCAAACCCGACACUAUUGAUGUGCAGCAGAUGAAGGCGCAGGCGAGAGAGGAGAAACUCGCUAAACAGGCACAGAGAGAGAAACUGCAACUUGAGAUCGCGGCUCGUGAACGCGCGGAAAAGAAACAACAGGAAUACGAGGACCGUCUCAAACACAUGCAAGAAGAGAUGGAACGCUCACAGGCGAACCUGAUCGAAGCCCAGGACAUGAUCAGACGGCUCGAGGAGCAGCUGCGCCAGCUGCAGGCUGCUAAGGAGGAGCUCGAGCAGAGACAGAACGAGCUGCAAGCUAUGAUGACCCGCCUCGAGGAGACCAAGAACAUGGAAGCCGCGGAGCGCGCUAAGCUCGAAGAGGAGAUCCGCAACAAACAAGAGGAGGUGUCUCGCAUCCAGCAGGAGGUUGAAGAGAAGGACACGGAAACCCGCCGGCUGCAGGAGGAGGUCGAGGAGGCGCGCAGGCAACAGGACGAGGCGGCGGCGCUGCUGGCGGCGGCGGUGACGCCCGUGCACCACCACGUGGCGGAGGGCAAGGACGACGCGGGCUCGGACGGCGGCUCCGAGCAGGGCGGCCAGGAGCUGGCCACCGCGCCGGAUGACUUGGUGGACCCCGUGGCCGACCGCCGCACGCUCGCCGAGCGCAACGAGCGUCUGCACAGCCAGCUCAAGGCCCUGAAACAAGACCUCGCACAAUCCCGCGACGAGACCAAGGAGACCGCCAUGGACAAGAUCCACCGCGAGAACGUGCGCCAGGGCCGCGACAAGUACAAGACGCUGCGCGAGAUCCGCAAGGGCAACACCAAGCGCCGCGUCGACCAGUUCGAGAACAUGUAGGCGCGUGUCUAGCGCUCAACACUGGGGGUUAUGUUUACCGGGUAUCUGCUAACAAAACAAACAGUUUCUUAGAGAAACUUAUCAACUUUUUAGACCACUUAAAACGUCAAUUGUGACACCUAAAAUACCCGCUCACUUGGGGUUAUAUUUACUGGGUAUCUGCUAACAAAACGAAACAGUUUCUAAGAGAAACUUAUCAACUUUUUAGACCACUCAAAUCGGUAAUUGUGGCUCUUCGUGACCCCUAACACACCCGCUCAAUCAAACUUCUUGGGGUAUGUUUACCGGGCCAAACAAAACUUGUCGGCAGACUUUUAAAGUUCACUUAAAAGAACUAAAUUUGUGACUUUUGGUGACUAUUCAAUCUGUUUUACAAAUUUUACAC
Leguminivora glycinivorella is the source of this 2307-nucleotide messenger RNA. It is a transcript of the gene Moe, whose product is annotated as moesin/ezrin/radixin homolog 1-like. Lineage: Eukaryota; Metazoa; Arthropoda; Insecta; Lepidoptera; Tortricidae. Gene Ontology annotation, biological process: positive regulation of early endosome to late endosome transport; regulation of cell shape; positive regulation of protein localization to early endosome. Gene Ontology annotation, cellular component: adherens junction; plasma membrane; filopodium. Gene Ontology annotation, molecular function: cell adhesion molecule binding; actin binding. The coding region runs from base 156 to 1922 and encodes 588 amino acids. The record is from RefSeq and is a predicted model, not a curated record. The transcript has 14 exons.